AUGAGGGCUCCUCCCAGCUUGCCAACUACGAGUGGCAGUGUGAGCCAACAACCGCUGGGUGCUCCUAUGGACCUUGGAGAUAUGGAGAAGAAAGUCUCCUUUGCCCCUGACAACUACGUCUUUGCCCCUAUGGAGGGGCUUGACCAAUUCAAAUUUACUGCCCUCAGCCCACGAAGUGUGUCGAGCUUCUUUACCUCUCAUACCUGGAGUCCUGCCAAACCCCAGUUGCGAAGCAACGCUGAAUCUCCCGCAACAGUGCGUUAUGUAACAAGAUCGCAAAAGAAUAUUUUGAAACCAGAGGUUGAGUCGAAUCUGCCUGAGGCACAAACUGAAGAUCCUGCUAGGCCUGCUUUUGAAGUGCCUGUGGAAAACACACCACAAGAAUCUUUUGGGUGUUCUCAACCUGACGGCAGUGGACCCGUACAUGAUGUGGCUUAUUUCAGAGGAGUCAUCACAUUGGAGACUGAGAAAUUGACUCUGCUUUGUCAGCAGUGGGAUGGAUGGGAAAACUCUGACGUGGUUCCAGAUAGUGUUAAGGACCUGCUUCGUACAACUGUGGGACAGGCACGUCUCCUUAUGGCUGAACGAUUCAAACAAUUCAGAGGUCUUGUCGACAACUGCGAGUUCAAGACUAGUGAAAAGGAAGUCACCUCUGCAGAUCUGGAAGGGUUUUGGGACAUGGUCUACUUCCAGGUUGAAAGUGUCAACAAUAAGUUUCAGAGAUUGAAAAAGAUUCAAGAAAAUAACUGGGAGGAGCCCUCAUUGCCCAAAAGAGUGGUCAAGAAAAAGGCUGUCAGGUCAAAACCAGAGGAAGUAAUGAAACCAAGUGCAGCAGCAACGAGCCGCUUUGCAGCUAUGAAGGCAGCUCUGAAGGCCAAAAUGAAGCAGGAAAUUGCUGACUCCAGCAACAAAGAAGCUCAAAGUGAUGCCAUUGUGUUUGACGCAGGUUUCUUCAGAGUGGAGAGUCCUGCAAAAUACUUCACCGUGACUCCUAAAGCAUGUCCACCAAGGCAAAGAUCCAAAGGCCAAUGCAGUGCCACCAGGUUGAGUGUCCGUUCAGCUAUUCCUGCAUCUCCUGUGCCGUUUGUCACAAAGAGUACAAACCUCAUUAGUUCCAUGGAUGGAGAGGGCACUGCACAGCAAAGUACUUGUUCUGGAAAGAGCACAAAACGGGUAGAUUUUGAGCAGUAUCUCCAGCCCAGUUUGAGUGCUCUCGACCAGCCAGAAGCAAUGCAGUCUUCAUUCCAUAAUGGUGUCAAGUCUUCUAAUGGAAGGCAAAAAGUAAACGGGGGCUGCGACAAAGCUGGUCAGGGAGGACCGCGAAGCAGCGGACAGCCAGCAAAGCAGCCGCCGGCACAACAUCACCCGCAGUGGGAUCAGCUGUGCCCUGUGUAG
This is a messenger RNA of Amblyraja radiata (thorny skate), 1395 nucleotides long. RefSeq names its product disks large-associated protein 5-like. Gene Ontology annotation, molecular function: microtubule binding. Lineage: Eukaryota; Metazoa; Chordata; Chondrichthyes; Rajiformes; Rajidae. The transcript is spliced from 3 exons. The coding region runs from base 1 to 1395 and encodes 464 amino acids. Gene Ontology annotation, biological process: centrosome localization; signaling; kinetochore assembly. The record is from RefSeq and is a predicted model, not a curated record. Gene Ontology annotation, cellular component: cytoplasm; spindle pole centrosome; nucleus.